AUGUCGUCGAUUCACAAAGUUCUUGCGGGCAAAAAAAGUGGGAAAUCAAGCUCAAAAGAGGAAAACAUUUCUCACAUGAAUAAGCAGCGUACGCUACUCAUUUCAUCAAGAGGUGUUACUUACAGACACAGACACCUAAUCCAGGAUCUUCACAGUUUGCUUCCACAAUCUCGUAAGGAGCCUAAACUGGACACGAAGAAAGAUCUGGGCCAACUCAAUGAAAUCGCAGAAUUGUACAACUGCAAUAACGUGGUUUUUUUCGAGGCCCGUAAGCACCAGGACCUCUACAUGUGGUUGUCCAAGCCUCCCAACGGACCCACCAUCAAGUUCUACCUCCAAAACCUGCAUACGAUGGACGAACUGAAUUUCACCGGUAACUGUCUAAAGGGCUCGAGACCCGUGCUGUCGUUCGACGCCCGUUUCGACACCAGUCCACACUAUAAGCUUAUCAAGGAGAUGUUCAUUCACAACUUUGGUGUUCCACCCAACGCACGUAAGUCUAAGCCGUUCAUAGACCACGUCAUGUCGUUCAGCAUCGUGGACGACAAGAUCUGGGUCAGAACUUACGAGAUUGCGCACAAGGCCAGAAACCAGGACGAAUACGAAGAAGGUGACUCGCGGGAUGCCAAAGAAGACGUUUCUUUGGUCGAAAUAGGGCCCCGUUUCGUGAUGACUGUGAUUUUGAUACUCGAGGGCUCGUUUGGAGGCCCCAAGAUCUACGAAAACAGACAAUACGUGUCGCCCAACGUGGUGAGGGCCCAGGCAAAGCAACAGGCCGCCCAAGACGCCCGUAGUAGGUCCGAUGCGGCCGAGCAGCGCAAAAUCCGCAGACGUGAAAACGUGCUAGCUGCAGACCCAUUGUCCAACGAUGUGGUGUUCAAGAACUGA
This is a messenger RNA of Lachancea lanzarotensis, 888 nucleotides long. It is a transcript of the gene BRX1, whose product is annotated as LALA0S10e05710g1_1. Bases 1 to 888 code for a protein of 295 amino acids. NCBI's taxonomy places the organism in Eukaryota, Fungi, Ascomycota, Saccharomycetes, Saccharomycetales, Saccharomycetaceae. The record is from RefSeq and is a predicted model, not a curated record. Gene Ontology annotation, cellular component: nucleolus. Gene Ontology annotation, biological process: rRNA processing; ribosomal large subunit assembly. The transcript has a single exon. Gene Ontology annotation, molecular function: rRNA binding.